UCUCUCUCCCAGUUCUCCUUUUCUGCCUCCGUCUCGGAAUAAAAUCCCUCUCCUUUUUUAAUUUGGCUUCCUUUCCCUGAGCUUGUGGCCUCAUUCAAUAUUUAUAUAUAUAUCUUUUCAUUUCAUAUGCUGUCUUGUGCUUAUUUCCUCAGCUUUGGGUCAAAAAUAAAGCCAUCAAACGACCAAAUUUCACCAUACCACCUUAACUAACACCUCUGCUUCCCUUUCCUGGUGGUUUUCAACAAGGAGAGACUUUUCAAGAUUUUGAGCUUUGGGUUUCCUGUUAAAUACAACUUCAAAGGUAGCCCUUCUACGAGUUAGUAUUAAGAGUGAACUUAUUUAUCAUUGCAGGUAUCGUGAGGAAAUGAAGAUUACCAUUAAUGGAUCAACCAUGGUACGCCCAGCUCGAGACAUGCCAAAUCGACGUCUGUGGAACUCGAAUCUGGACUUGGUGAUAUCAAGGUAUCAUGUUGCCUCGGUGUGUUUCUACAAAUCGGAUGCUUCUUCCAAUUUCUUUGACACCCAAUUGCUUAAGGAGUCUUUGAGUAACAUUCUCGUCCCGUUCUAUCCCAUGGCUGGGAGAUUGGGAUAUGAUGAAAAUGGAAGACUCGAGAUAGUCUGCAACGCGGAGGGAGUAUUAUUCAUAGAGGCGGAAACCGCUACUACCAUAGAUGACUUGGGCGAUUUUGCACCGAGCUCGAAACUUGGGCAGCUGGUUCCAACAGUCGACUAUUCGGGAGAUAUCUGUUCUUUUCCACUCGUUCUGUUACAGGUGACAAGCUUCAAACAUGGAGGGGUUUGUCUUGGUGCUGCAUUUCAACAUACUUUGGUGGAUGCGCCAUCAGUCAUUUAUUUCAUGAAAAGUUGGUCUAACACAACCCGAGGCCUACCCAUUAAUGUUACCCCAUUCAUUGAUCGCACCCUUCUCCGAGCUCGGGUGCCACCAGCUCCUGCAUUUCACCAUGUUGAAUACGAUCCAUCUCCUCCCUUGAACACAUCUAUUUCAACUCCAAAUUCUCAAGCUGGUCCCAAACCUUCAUCUACAUCUAUUUUCAAAAUCACUGCUGAUCAGCUGAAAACCUUAAAAUCCAAGGCAACCAUGAAUGGCAACACAACAAAAGCAAAUCGUAGCACAUACGACGUCCUGACUGCACAUAUAUGGCGUUGUGUGUGCAAAGCGAGGGGCCUUGCGGAUGAUCAAGUGACCAAGUUAUACAUUCCAGUCGAUGGACGGUCCAAAUUACAUCCACCUAUUCCACCAGGCUACCUUGGCAAUGUUAUCUUCAUAGCUGCAACAACUGCUCUGUCAGGUGUUCUCCAAUCCGAACCAUUUGCGGAUACAAUACAAAGAAUCAACAGAACGGUAAAACGGAUGGACGACAAGUAUAUGAGAUCAGCUCUUGAAUUCCUAGAAAGUGUACCUGAUAUGGAGACUCUUGUGCGAGGAGCACGUACUUUUCAGUCCCCAAACCUCAACAUCAAUGGCUGGAUGCGACUUCCGGUAUAUGCUGCAGAUUUCGGAUGGGGUCGCCCCAUGCACGUGGGAUUGGCAAAUGUCAUCAACGAAGGACAAAUAUAUAUCAUACCAAACUCUGUAGAUGAUGGGAGCUUGUCAUUGGUGGUUUGCUUGGAGACAUCCCACAUGAAACACUUUGAGAAGUCUCUUUAUGAUUUCUUAUUGCCAUUUGAGAAAAUAAAUUCUCGCUAUUAGUUUGUUCUCCCUAUCAUUAUAUAUGUACCUUUGGAAAGCAGAGGCUUUCCUUUCAAGAAGAUUUGGUCAAGAA
Messenger RNA from Theobroma umbraticum, 1784 nucleotides. Its product is annotated as hydroxycinnamoyl CoA quinate transferase-like. The record is from RefSeq and is a predicted model, not a curated record. Gene Ontology annotation, molecular function: acyltransferase activity, transferring groups other than amino-acyl groups. NCBI's taxonomy places the organism in Eukaryota, Viridiplantae, Streptophyta, Magnoliopsida, Malvales, Malvaceae.